Molecule: messenger RNA, 651 nt
Organism: Lactuca saligna
Lineage: Eukaryota; Viridiplantae; Streptophyta; Magnoliopsida; Asterales; Asteraceae
Source: the annotation of a GenBank genome assembly
AUGGUUAACAUUGCUCGCAUGAGGAAGACGGUGGUGAUCGGCUAUGAACAAAAUAAGGGUCUAUGGGACCCAUUUUCCAAUAAUGAACUUGUGUUUUCAGAAAACUUUGAUGAUAAUCAAAGUAGUGGAGUGUCAAAUUGUAAUAAUCAGGAUGGUGAUACAGUUGUUGAUCAAUCAUCAGGUGCAACUGAUGUAGGUAUUGAUGGUAGUCCUAGCUUAGAUGCAACUAUAUCUCAUCAGGAGUCAAUCUCAAGCCGUCUUGGUUCAUUUGGUGCAAUUUGUGAAGAAAUCAAGUGGUUCAAGACAAAUGGCGUCCCUGAACGAAAAUCUAAUGCGUCGAGCCAUCAGCCAGUGGCGGCAACAGUCCGUCUCACUAUCCCAGCUGGCGGAGCAAAACCUGGACCAUUGGUAGUAGGGGGUCUUCAAGGAAACAUGGACAUGGGUAAAAUAAACAACAAUCAUCAUAUGACGCUUAUAAACUUGUUCCAUGAUUUGCCUACUGAUGAUAAUUGGUAUUGGCUUGGAGUUGGUGUCUUGUUACUUUAUGAUUUGGCUUUCAAUAUCAUACUGACUCUCAGUUUGGCUUAUCUUAAUCUUAAGUGUCACUUAUUCAUAUUUCCAUCUCUUACAUUUUUUUUGGAAGUCUGGUGA